Messenger RNA from Balearica regulorum gibbericeps (East African grey crowned-crane), 527 nucleotides. The record is from RefSeq and is a predicted model, not a curated record. NCBI's taxonomy places the organism in Eukaryota, Metazoa, Chordata, Aves, Gruiformes, Gruidae.
GCAAAAGUGAAGAUGAGGACAGCAUCUGCAAACUGGGCCAAGCCUCGGGGAAGGGUGCCGAGGACGGGAAGGAUCACAAGCGGCCCAAGAGACCCCGGACAAUCCUGACCACGCAGCAGCGGAGAGCAUUCAAGGCAUCAUUUGAGGUCUCCUCCAAGCCCUGCAGGAAGGUGCGGGAGACGCUGGCGGCCGAGACGGGGCUGAGCGUUCGCGUGGUGCAGGUCUGGUUCCAGAACCAGCGAGCAAAGAUGAAGAAGCUCGCCAGGAGGCAGCAGCAGCAGCAGCAAGAUCAGCAGAACACACAGCGCCUGAGCUCAGCCCAGACGAACGGUGGUGGCAGCGCGGGGCUGGAGGGGCGGCUGACACGUGCCGAGCCCCUCUUCCAUGACUUGGAUAGCGAUGAUACCUCACUGAGCAACCUGGGUGACUGCUUCCUCGCCACGGCGGACGCAGGGCCACUCCAGGCACGAGUGGGGAACCCCAUCGACCACCUGUACUCCAUGCAGAACUCCUACUUCACCUCCUGA